UCACAAAUUUGUAACCAAAGUCAAAUCCUCAAAAACAAAAUGCUUCACUGCAGCCUGAGCAUCCGUCGAUUAAACCCAAGUCACACACACUCACCACUCCCACUCCCACUUCCAUUACCCACCACUCACAAACCAAAUCAAGCCCCAAUUCGAUCCAUGACUUCCACAAUUCAACAAGUGCAAUCAGCUUCUGAGUUCUUGAAACUAACCCCAUAUCAUCCUCCAUCAUGGGCAUCAUCUAAACUCAACCCAAUUCCUUCUCACUCAUUCAAUCUUGGACAUUUUCCAACUCCUGUUCAUAGAUGGAACCUUCCUAAUUUGCCUAAAGAUUGUGAAGUUUGGUUAAAGCGUGAUGAUCUUUCAGGUAUGCAAUUGAGUGGAAACAAAGUUAGGAAACUUGAAUUCUUGUUGGCAGAUGCAGUUGCACAAGGAGCAGAUUGCAUAAUAACAAUUGGUGGCAUUCAAAGCAAUCAUUGUCGUGCAACAGCCGUUGCUGCCAAGUAUUUGAAUCUAGAUUGUUUUCUAAUACUACGAACAUCAAAGCUUCUUGUGGAAAAAGACCCUGGAUUGACAGGGAACCUGUUGGUGGAGCGUUUGGUCGGUGCACAUAUUGAUCUUGUUUCAAAGGAAGAAUAUUCAAGAAUUGGGAGUCUGACGCUUACUAAUAUAUUGAAAGAGAAGUUGAUAAAAGAAGGAAGAAAACCUUAUGUCAUUCCUGUUGGUGGAUCAAAUUCUCUGGGGACCUGGGGUUAUAUCGAAGCAAUUAGAGAGAUUGAGAACCAGUCCCAAAACGGAACCAUUAACCAAAGCUUUGAUGAUAUUAUUUCAGCAUGUGGCAGUGGUGGCACAGUUGCUGGUUUGUCUAUUGCCACAUGGUUAAGUGAGCUUAAAGCAAAAGUUACUGCAUUUUGUGUAUGUGACGACCCCGACUACUUUUAUGAUUAUGUCCAAGGUCUACUUGAUGGACUUGAAGCUGGAGUCAAGUCACGUGAUAUAGUUAAAAUCGAAAAUGCCAAAGGGCUUGGGUAUGCGAUGAGUACCGCCGAGGAGUUGAAAUUUGUCAAGGAAAUUGCGGAAACCACGGGUGUGAUCCUGGACCCUGUUUACAGUGGAAAGGCGGCUUACGGGAUGAUGAAAGACAUGUCACAAAAUCCCACCAAGUGGGAAGGAAGAAAGAUCCUCUUUAUACACACCGGAGGCCUCCUAGGUUUAUUUGACAAAAACGAUGAAAUGGCCUCGUUGGUCGGGAAAUGGCGUAGAAUGGAACUCGACGAGUCAAUCCCACGGAUAGAUGGUACGGGGAAAAUGUUUUAGCCCUGGUGAGGUCAAUAAUUGUGACAUUGCAGUAAUGAGUCUACCUAAUAACAUGGGAGAUAAAUGUGUUCUAGGUAAUGCAUAUAUAAAUGUUUGUGGCUUUUACAUGACAAUAAUUGUAAGUGGAUGAGAGUAAUUUAGUUGUGUUUUUACCUUCCAUGAAGAAAGCUUGUGUUUGAUUUUCA
Molecule: messenger RNA, 1499 nt
Organism: Helianthus annuus (common sunflower)
Lineage: Eukaryota; Viridiplantae; Streptophyta; Magnoliopsida; Asterales; Asteraceae
Product: putative D-cysteine desulfhydrase 1, mitochondrial
Exons: 10
Coding region: 40-1314 (424 amino acids)
Molecular function (GO): D-cysteine desulfhydrase activity
Source: RefSeq, a predicted model, not a curated record